Molecule: messenger RNA, 876 nt
Organism: Achroia grisella
Lineage: Eukaryota; Metazoa; Arthropoda; Insecta; Lepidoptera; Pyralidae
Product: integumentary mucin C.1-like
Exons: 2
Coding region: 1-876 (291 amino acids)
Cellular component (GO): extracellular region
Molecular function (GO): chitin binding
Source: RefSeq, a predicted model, not a curated record
AUGGCACAUAACCUAGUCAUUCGUGCAUAUCUUAUUCUUUGUUUAGCAUGGCAAGCGUACGCUGUAGUCGACUGUACAGUAAGUGGAGCCGGCCGACACCCUGAUCCAGACGAUACUACCUGUCAAAACUACACUCUCUGUGUCUACGAUAGUACCUCGGGAACUUACCUCUCGUACAAUUACGUAUGUCCUACUAGUUCCGUUUUCGACCCUUCAACUUCUCAAUGCACUGCGUCUGAUAAUUAUGUCUGUAACGUAACCAUUGCUGAUACCACCACCACCACUACUACUACUACUACGACGACAACUACAACAACAACGACUACUCCACCUCCUACAACUACUACUACUCCCACUACUACACCUACUCCUACUACGACUCCGACUACGACUCCUACUACGACUCCUACUACAACUCCUACUACGACUCCUUCUACGACUCCUACCACAACUCCCACAACUACUCCUACAACUACUCCUACAACUACUCCUACAACUACGCCUACUACUACUGCCAUUCCUUCCCUCUGUACAGAAAACGGGUUCAUCGCCGAUCCUGAUUCUACUAAUUGCACCAGCUACAUACAAUGUAUAGAAGUCGGUAACAGUUUUAUCGAAAGUAAUGAAACUUGCCCGGAUAAUACUUAUUUUGAUCCAAAUACGACUUUCUGCGUAUUUGACUACAAUUGUCCUGUUCCCUUUAGUUGCACAUCAACUGGAAGAUUUCCUGAUUCAGCGGACCCCACUUGUCAGACAUAUUACUUGUGUAUAGAGGCAUCCAAUGGGACAUAUUAUGGAUAUAAUUACACAUGCCCUUCUCCGUCAGUAUUUAGUCCUACACAGCAAUUUUGUAGUACUACAUAUACGUGUACCUAA